AUCCGAGACUUGAUGAAUUUUAUCAAAUAUUAUCUUGAAGGAAAUACUCUACACCGAUGUGCACUGGCAACCGGCAUGGAUUACAAAUGCACAGCUGUAAAUUGGGCAAGUUAUAUACGUGAACUUUUUUGUCAUUAUGUACAUCAACAAUAUCAAAUGAUAUAUUUCAUGGGAGAUGUAGAAAUCGAUAAAAGUUUAUUUGGACGAAAAAUGAAAUACAAAAGGGGAAAUCCACGAGGUCUAAAAUUAGGAUUUUUUGGAAUAAUUGAAAGAGAGAGCAACAUAAUAAUUCUGUAUCUUGUUGACAACUGUGAUGCAAAUACAUUAAUUCCUAUCAUUCAAAGACAUGUGAGUCCUGGAUCAAGAAUAUUUUCUGACAGCUGGGCCGCUUACUUGCAGCUGAAUAGUUUAGGAUAUGAACAUUACUCGGUGUGCCAUAAAACAAAUUUUAACAAAAAGUAUAAGAACGUUGAAACGGGUGAAAUCAUAAACUGCUGUACAAACCAAAUUGAAGGUGUGUGGAAAAUAUGCAAAGACCAUUUUAGAAAAAUCAAUGGUACCAAUACCAAAAUGUUCGAACAACAUGUAGCAGAAAUAAUAUAUGAAGAAAUCAUACCCAUAAACAAAAUAUUUAUGUGGCAUUUUUUAAUCUUCUGA
This is a messenger RNA of Gigantopelta aegis, 657 nucleotides long. RefSeq lists its product as uncharacterized. NCBI's taxonomy places the organism in Eukaryota, Metazoa, Mollusca, Gastropoda, Neomphalida, Peltospiridae. The record is from RefSeq and is a predicted model, not a curated record.